Molecule: messenger RNA, 1069 nt
Organism: Pezoporus flaviventris
Lineage: Eukaryota; Metazoa; Chordata; Aves; Psittaciformes; Psittacidae
Product: junctional adhesion molecule A-like
Exons: 10
Coding region: 1-1020 (339 amino acids)
Biological process (GO): cell adhesion; intestinal absorption; establishment of endothelial intestinal barrier
Cellular component (GO): bicellular tight junction
Source: RefSeq, a predicted model, not a curated record
AUGGGGGAACCGAGUCCCUCGGUGGAGCCGGUAACGGAGGGUGUGGAUCCGGCCGCACUUCCCGGCGCCGGAAACCCGGCUCAGGCAAACAUCCCGGCCGGAGCCGGGGCUCUUCCUGGUGCCGCCGUGUCGCUGGUGGGAGCCCAGGUCACCUACGAGACCAAAGAAGUGCCUGAGAACGAGCGUGACCGCCGAGAUUCCCUGUGCCGCCUACGAGUUCGGCUUGAAGAACCCCCGCAUCGAGUGGAAGUUCCAGAAGGGAUCCUCGCUUGUGCUCUUCUACUAUGGGGGGAACUGACGGAGCCCUACAAGGACCGGAUCCGUUUCUCCCCCAACGCCAUCGCCUUCGUCACGGUGACGCGGGCGGACACCGGGAAGUACAUCUGCGAGGUGGUGGGGGACGGCAGCAAGAUCGCCAAGUCCGAGGUGAACCUCAUUGUCCAAGUGCCGCCCUCCAAGCCCGUGGCCCACGUCCCCACCUCGGCCACCAUCGGCAGCAGGAUCGUGCUGCGCUGCACCGAGACGGACGGCUCGCCCCCCCCCACCUUCCGCUGGUACAAGGACGGGAUGCUGCUCCCCACCGAUCCCAAAUCCAGCCCCAGCUUCCGCAAUUCCUCCUACACCCUGGACACCGCCACGGGCGAGCUGGUCUUCCAGCCCCUCGGCAGCUCCGACAGCGGUGCCUACUCCUGCGAGGCCAGCAACAACGUAGGAUCCGCGCAGAGAUCCGAUGCUAUCCGUAUGGAAGCCAGUGAGGUCAACGUCGGCGGCAUCGUGGCCGCUGUCGUGGUGCUGCUGAUGGUGCUGGCACUCGUGGCCUUCGGCGUCUGGUUUGCCUACAGACGGGGCUUCUUCAGCAGUGAGUCCUGGGCCCUAGAGAAAAGAGGGGGGAUCUGUUCCCUGCCCCAUCGCCCCCUUCCCUUCUCUUCCUGCAGCGGCACCGGCAAGAAGGUGAUUUACAGCCAACCCUCGCACCGCAGCCAGGGAGAGUUCAAGCAGACAUCGUCCUUCCUGGUGUGACCCCCCCCCCGCUGCGGUCGUCCCGGUGUCCCCAGUGUCCCCAGUGCCC